Aspergillus heteromorphus CBS 117.55 is the source of this 1622-nucleotide messenger RNA. RefSeq names its product putative oxidoreductase. NCBI's taxonomy places the organism in Eukaryota, Fungi, Ascomycota, Eurotiomycetes, Eurotiales, Aspergillaceae. The record is from RefSeq and is a predicted model, not a curated record. Bases 175 to 1494 code for a protein of 439 amino acids. The transcript has 2 exons.
UUUAGUUACUCUCGAUUCAUUCCCCCUCAAACUACCGACGGUCCUUUCUGCGGACUGUCUUUGACUCGUCCCGGUUCUUUUCCUUUUCCUUUUCUUGUCUUUUCUUUCCUUGCCUCGCUGUCAGUCACUCUUUCACGCUUUCCUUUCUGUCUGUUCGGAUUUUCGGGCUUCACCAUGCCCAUCCCCAUCAUCGUCCAGGGAGUGACGGAGGGUCUCACAUCCAUCCCGUAUGCCUGGGACAUCAUCAAGCUGGUGCCGUGGGCACUGCUCCUGGCCGCCCUGAAAUACUACUUCCGGGGAGCCCAGAACACCUCCGAGCGAGUGAUGCAUUCGAAGGUGGUGAUGGUGACGGGCGGCACAUCCGGCAUCGGAGCAUCCGUCGUACACGGCCUCGCCUCACGCGGCGCCCAAGUAAUCCUCCUGACGCAACAUUCCGCGAACGACAUCUUCCUAACCGAAUACAUCGACGACCUGCGCGCCGCGACCAACAACCAACUAAUCUACGCCGAACAAGUUGACCUCUCCUCGCUGCACUCCAUCCGCACCUUCGCCACCAAAUGGAUCGACAACGUGCCCCCCCGCCGUCUCGACAUGGUCAUCCUCUGCGGAAACACCAACCCCCCGCCCAGCAAGAAACGGCUGACCGUGGACGGCCUCGACGAGGAAUGGAUGGUGAACUACCUGGCCAACUUCCACCUGCUGAGCAUCCUCAGUCCGGCGCUGAGGGUGCAGCCCGCGUACCGCGACGUGCGGGUCAUCUUUGCCGCGUGCUCCGGGUAUAUCGGGGCGAAGUGGGAACUGGGGAGAGUGGGCGAGGCGGCGGCGAUUACGGCGGCGGCGACUGAGUCUGCGGCCGGGACAGGAGCAGGGGCAGGGACAGGGAAGGGGAAGAAGAAUAUCGGGAAACGCACGCCCACACCUAAGAAGAAGAAGCAGCAGCCGAUCAGUCUCUACGGCCUGAGCAAGCUCUCGCUGAUGAUCUUCGCGCAGUCUUUCCAGAAACAUCUGAACGCGUUCAAGCGUCCGGAUGGUCAGCAGAACAGCACGCGCGUGAUCAUGGUCGAUCCGGGGUUUAGUCGCACGCCUGGCUUCCGGCGGUGGAUGACGGGGGGGUCGUUGUGGGGGCUGUUCCUGUAUCUGCUGACCUGGCCGGUGUGGUGGCUUGUGCUGAAGUCGCCGCAGCAGGGCGCGCAGAGUAUUCUGUAUGCGGCGAUGGAGGGCGAGUACGGCAAGGGCGAGGGCGGCUGGAUGAUCAAGGAGUGUAAGGAGGUGGAUGUGGCGCGGCGGGAGGUCAAGGACGAGGGCGCGGGCAAGUUGCUGUGGCAAUUCAGUGAGAAGAUGAUCGAGGCCAAGGAGACGGAGAGCGCCGUGAUGCGGGCGAUGGAGAAGAAGGAGAGGGAGAGGGAGAAGCAGGAACAGGAGCAGGGCAAGACGUCGGGGACGGGCACAAAGGAGCAGACCCCGGGGUCGCGCAGGAGUCGCAAGGGGAAAUAAAUGCUGGUGGAGCUGGUUGUACAGUAUAGAUAAAAGUGGCCGAUUACCCUCCUCAAUGCAUUUUCCUAGCCAUGUUUGCCUGUUUAUCAGGGUUACAGCACCCUACCGAGGAGUACUAUAAAUACGAG